This is a messenger RNA of Neolamprologus brichardi, 2273 nucleotides long. The record is from RefSeq and is a predicted model, not a curated record. Lineage: Eukaryota; Metazoa; Chordata; Actinopteri; Cichliformes; Cichlidae.
GGAGUUGGACGGAGGUGCAUGGCGCAGCGAGAGUGACAAGGAGUAUUGGCUAAUCUUCGGAUAUUCAGACUGUGGAUAUUUUUGGAAAUCAUGCAGAAAUUCUGAAAUGAGAGUGUGAGAUGAUAUCACUUCCGAAAGUGUGGAUAACUAUCACUGACCCAUUGAUGAAUACGAGCAGAACGGGUCUCAGGAAUAGCUGCUGCUGCAUUCAUAAACACUUCUUUAGAACUCACAACAGCCCUUGAGCUUUGUUUUGGGGUCACGAAACACCAGAAAUUUAUUUUGUGCAAGUGGGUUGGCAAUGGCUGAAAAGGGUCAAGUGGAUAUAGAACACCUCGGCGGAGUUAUCAGGCUCCGAGAGGAGCACGAAAAGGUGGUGAAAGACUGUGAAAGUCGGAUUCAACACUGGAAGAAGGUGUCGGGUGACUAUGAAGCCCUGAAUGACCGCCUCAAAACUCUGCCAGAUCAACUGUCAUAUGACAUCAUGGUACCAUUUGGCCCUUUGGCCUUUAUGCCCGGAAAACUGGUACACACCAACGAGGUCACAGUGCUGCUGGGUGACAACUGGUUCACCAAGUGCUCUGCCAAGCAAGCUCAAAAAAUUGUUGAUCACAGGAUGAAAUAUGUGAAGAAUGAACUAGAUGGCCUGUCCAAGACGAUAAAAAACUUUGAAGCCAGAGUUGGGUUUGCGAAGGAUUUGGAAACCAUCUCUGCUAGUAAAGGCGACUAUGUUGACAUCAGAGAGGAGGUUGGAAACAAUGACUCUGUUGUCACCAAAGGAAAGCAAAGAAUGGCUCACAAGCCAAACUCUAAGCCCAAGCAGGAUGUGUUUUUUGAUUUUAAAGAAGAGGAUGAGGAGAAUGAGGAGGAAAGCGGAGAUAGUGGAAGCAGGAAAUGCAUUAUGACUGAGGAGGAGCUAUGGGCUAGAUUGGAUGAACUCGAGAAGCUGGAGGAGCUACAAGAUGAGCAGGAUAAAUUAUCUGAUAAUGGAGACAUGAAUGGUGAGGACACAUCAUCCUCUUCCUCAGAAGAGGAGAAAGAUGCAGAUGCUGCGAUUCCAGUAAAUGGGCUGAGUUUGAAGCCAGGUUGGAGCGCGCUGCCUUCCAGCACAGCACCACUCAGACAGGACAGGAAAGAGGAGGAAGACUUUGAGGAGGAAGAGGAAGCCAACUGUUUGCCUACUAUCUACUUUUCUCACACAGUCGAACCCAAGAAGGUGAGAAUAAAUACAGGCAAAAACACCACGCUGAAGUUUAGUGAAAGGAAAGAGCAGAAGGAACACUCGAAGAGGAAAAAGAAAAAUGGCCACAGCAAUGGACAUGCUCAUCACGAACUUCACAAAAUCACAACACCAGCAGACAUUUACAGUCGAGAGAACAGCGUGUGCAGCGACACAAGCGAGAGCAGCGCUGCAGACUUUGAAGAGCGCAGGAUUAUGGGACGCAGCUUCAGUCACGACGAAGCAAUGCACAGCGACACCAGCGAUGGCAUCACAGAAGAGGACAGUCCCACAGCAGUGUUGCUGCAACCUCCCAGCAGAUUUGAGGCGUUUUCAGGUACAGUUAUAGAAAAGGAUCCAAUGCCCUCAGCUGUCCCUCAUCUGACCAUCUCUCCACCAGCUCUGCCAACAAUACUGGAGAGGAAACAGGAGGAGGUGGCGCCUGAUGUUGCCCCACCCCAGCAAGCCCCGAAGAGGGUGUCAAAGUUCAAAGCUGCCCGAUUGCAGCAGAAGUGACUGUUAAGAGGCAAAUAUUCAGCUUUUACAUGAACAUCUUUUGUGAAGCCUUUGUUUCUCUCUGGUAACCGAACAAAAAACAAACCACAUGCUCAUUUCUUUGCACGCCUUUCAUCCACUGAUUUCUGUUUCUAUCUGUGAAGUAGAGCACUUAACAAAUCAGCCUUUGCAUAACACUGCUUUUUUACGGUUUAUUGCAGCCUCUUUUGCUUAUCUGCUUUAAAAGACAUUCUUCUUUUAGUCUUGUUUAAGACAUUUGCAGUCUGUCAUACGUUUACCUGUCUACUCUUCUGUUGAUCUGUGAUAUCGCCGGGUUAACUCCGACUGUAGGCUUCGCCACAUAAGAUGAGUUGCCUUUUUUGUUUGUUUGUUUUCCCCCAGUAUUGAUUAUUAAACAGAAUCAGGUCUCGUUAGCUCUCAUUUUACCUUCUCUUGACCUGUCCUACUGAAUGUAUGUAUUCCUUUGUGGCAAGCUUUAUGUAAAACAGAAAAAAAUAUUGAUGGAAAGUAAAAGAAAAAUAAAUGAUUUUGACUACAA